UUAGCUGGUUAUUAGUUUGUUAUGUUGGUUACUUGAGCUAUAUAAGUCAUACUUGUAUUAGGUUGUAUGCAGUGUAUUUCUUCAAUGUUCAAUAAAGACUUCAUUCUGGCAUCUCUCUAUCUUUAAGCUUCCUCCUUCAUUUGUUAUCUCAGUCCAUAUCUUUCAUCACUCUCAGCUUCCAUGGCAGCAUUCUCACAUGGUAUCAUUCGUCGAUGAUCUUGUGACCAUCUCUCUUCCGCUUCAUUACGAUUCAGUUACACGUAGAACCUCAUCCCCUACCAAACCCAUAGUUGUUUCUUUGAAUUGAAGAAGAAAAGAACAGCCUUCGACGGUUCUCGAAACCAAUUCAACAUCAUGGAAUCAUCACAAUCUCGGAGGGUUUUCGUGAAGCUGAUGAAGAUUUUCGCCAUGAAGCCCCAUUGCCCCAUUUCAAGAGCAUCUCCUUCGAUGUAUCUCUUGCAAACGCGCCUCUUCAGCGAUAGUAGACGACCUAUUAGAGAAAACGAACCCAUCGGUUUUAAUGGCAAUGAGAACGAUGAUGAGGUUCCUCAACGUAUCCCCAAUAGGCCCUUAAGGGAUCAAAGGCCUUUCAAUAUCUCUUCUCGAGAAAACAAAGGAACCAACUUUCAGCACUCCACGACCAGAUUUGCUUCCGAUUCUAUAAAGAAGAGAGAAGAUUCUCAAUCUGAUGUGAAUUUCCUGGAAAGGUUCAAGCUUGGGCUUGAUAACAAGAGAGAAAAACUGCCCUCAGAUUCAGAAGCUAUAAAUAGGAAAGAGCAUGAAGAAAAGGUUUCCCCACCACAGGAUGCUGAUGAGAUUUUCAAGAAAAUGAAAGAAAAUGGUCUUAUCUCGAAUGCUGUAGCCAUGCUUGAUGGUCUAUGUAAAGAUGGGCUUAUCCAAGAAGCAAUGAAGCUUUUCGGAUUAAUGAGGGAAAAGGGUACAAUUCCGGAAGUUGUUAUAUACACAGCUGUUGUUGAUGGCUUCUGCAAAGCACACAAACUCGACGAUGCAAAGAGAAUUUUCAGGAAGAUGCUAUCCAAAGGUGUGGUUCCCAAUGUCUUUAGUUAUAGUGUUCUGAUUCAAGGAUUGUAUAAAUGUAAUCACUUGGAUGAUGCUAUUGUGUUUUGUUUGGAAAUGCUUGACGCCGGCCAUUCUCUAAAUGUCAUCACUUUUGUGGGCUUGGUUGAGCAUUAAGUUUCUCAAAUAGUUGUGGGUAUGUUGCUGAGUAUUCCAGUAAACAUAAUUUUGAUAUUGAAUAGUCCACUGCCAAAUAAAUAAAGAAAGAGCAAAUGGACAUGGUCAGUUGUUCAAGGAGAGGUAAACACAUCGAUACUGAUCAGAAAAAAAAUGGAAAAGAAAGGAAGAAUGAUUCCAGUACAUUUUCAAACAACACAUGUACAGUUAGCUGAUCAUAUGUUCAAGGAAAGGAAUAUGCCAAGUAAUUGAUCAAGCCAAUGCCAGCUUUCAAAAGCUGUGAAAAAAAGUUAUAGAAGAAGAAGUAAAGAACUCAAUACCAGCACAUGUUCAAUCUUAUUGAAGAAGAUCAAGAAGCUGAAAAAGUUGGGUGAAUAAAUGUUGUGUGGAUGGGAAAGAAGAAAGAAGCAGUGAGUUUGUUGUUCGGAUACUGUCAAACGAUUGGUACACUGAUGCAAUCACUAGCUGAAAACAAAUUUUUUUUUUCUCAAGAUGGUUCAGAAGGAAAGAAGAGCGGGGUGAAUGUUAGAGUAUUAUUAGUUUGUUAUGGGUUGUUAUUAGCUGGUUAUUAGUUUGUUAUGUUGGUUACUUGAGCUAUAUAAGUCAUACUUGUAUUAGGUUGUAUGCAGUGUAUUUCUUCAAUGUUCAAUAAAGACUUCAUUCUGGCAUCUCUCUAUCUUUAAGCUUCCUCCUUCAUUUGUUAUCUCAGUCCAUAUCUUUCAUCACUCUCAGCUUCCAUGGCAGCAU
This is a messenger RNA of Hibiscus syriacus, 1941 nucleotides long. Its product is annotated as pentatricopeptide repeat-containing protein At4g38150-like. The transcript has a single exon. Gene Ontology annotation, molecular function: protein binding. NCBI's taxonomy places the organism in Eukaryota, Viridiplantae, Streptophyta, Magnoliopsida, Malvales, Malvaceae. Bases 355 to 1194 code for a protein of 279 amino acids. The record is from RefSeq and is a predicted model, not a curated record.